Messenger RNA from Epinephelus fuscoguttatus (brown-marbled grouper), 1536 nucleotides. Its product is annotated as germ cell nuclear acidic protein. Bases 443 to 1279 code for a protein of 278 amino acids. The record is from RefSeq and is a predicted model, not a curated record. The transcript is spliced from 6 exons. Gene Ontology annotation, molecular function: calcium ion binding. Lineage: Eukaryota; Metazoa; Chordata; Actinopteri; Perciformes; Serranidae.
UCACUCUUUUUCUGUCGCUCUCACAUUAGUCCUGUCUGUGUCCCCGGUGUUGACCAGUUAGUGACAGCUCUCCUCUCAGCUUUUUAUUGCAGUCUUAACUGAUCACACAAGUGCUGCACUGGACUAAAAGUGUCUUGUUGUGGUCCCAGAUUCAGAGGGAGGACAUCGUCUUUUCUUCGGAUCAUUUUUGCCAGGACUUUGGAACAAGUGUCUGGAUCUCAGCUUGGAAUAUCUUCUUUGCACUGGACCAGGACUAUUGGAUUCCAUUAUAAUUGGUGUCCAUUUCCUACUGUGACCCUCUACAGUGGGUAAACCACUGAGUGGUUUCAAUUUGUGAGGUUGUGUGUGUGUGUGGGACAAAUAGGCAAAGUGCUGCAGUGCUGGACUCCUGCAGUGAUUCCAGAUUAAUUCCUCAUUAGUUGGCCCUGUCCUGGCUGUGAACAUGGCAUCACUGAGAAGUUUGAUUCUUGCAUUGCUGCUGGCGCUGCUGUGCUCCUUCCACACCCCGUUGGCUCCCACUGCCAAAGCGCAGGAUCUGCCAUUCCGCUACGAGCAAGGUCUAGUAGCUGAUGAUGAUGAUGAUGACGACGACAAUGACGACGAUGACGAUGACGACGACGACGAUGACGACGACGACGAUGAUGACGAUGACGAUGACGACGACGACGACGACGAUGACGACGAUGAUGACGACGAUGAUGACGACGAUGAUGACGAUGAUGAUGACGAUGAUGAUGAUGACGACGAUGAUGAAGACGACGACGAUGAGGACGACGAUGAUGAUGAUGAUGAUGACGAUGAUGAUGAUGAUGAUGACGAUGACGACGACGACGAUGAUGAUGAUGAUGAUGAUGAUGAUGACGAUGAUGAUGACGAUGACGACGACGACGACGAUGAUGAUGACGAUGACGAUGAUGAUGACGAUGACGACGACGAUGAUGAUGAUGAUGACAAUCAUGAAGAUGAUGAUGAUGACGACGACGAUGACGACGAUGAUGACGAUGAUGAUGAGGAUGGUGCUUAUCACAAGGGCUCUUUGUGCUCAUAUUGCGAAUUCUGUGAGCACUGUGACAGAUGUGAUAAAUGUCCUUGUAAGAAGGGUGAUGAGUCUGAACACUGUGAACACUGCAAGAUGUGUAAUUUCUGCCAUGUGUGUCCUGCCUGCCAAACACUUUGCCAGCCAGGAGGUUUUAUUGAUGAAGUAACUGGAUCCAUCUACAAAACUGUAGCUGAUGUCUUUGAUGAUGAUGAUGAUGAUGAUGAUGAUGAUGACAACUGAACCCAAUCAUAUGUUGCCACCAUGUGGCCAAAUUAAUAUAUUUCACCUUCACUUCUGAUUUUCAUUGUUAUUUUUGUCUUUUUCCUUGAGAAUAUUUAAGGUUUGCUCACCAGUGACCGAAUAGAAAUGUUAAAAGAAUAACUAAAUAUAUUUGUGUACUGUUGUAACUGAUUAAGUCAAAGUCGCACUUUUAAGGAAAUUGGAAUAUCUGAAGUCAUAUUUGGGACAUGUUAAAUAAAAAAGAGGGGACGUUUUCA